AUGGGUGUUCACGUUGUCACCGGAGUGUCCAGGGGAAUUGGAUUCGAGUUCUUCAAACAGAUCUCAGAAGACCAAGAGAACCUGGUUGUUGGUCUCGUCCGCGACAAAGCUGCAACCGAGAAGAAGAUAGCGACAGAGCUAGGCAACCGUCCUAAUGUUCACAUCCUUCAUGGUGAUAUCACCAAGUACACCACCCUGAAGCAAGCCGCUGACGACACGACCGAGAUUAUUGGCGAGCGCGGCAUUGACUACCUGGUCGCCAACGGAGCUUUACUAUCACAAACAAAUGUCGUCGGCAAUAUCCACCUCUUCCACCUCUUCCUCCCUCUUCUCCUAAAGGGCAAGAUUAAAAAGGUCAUUAAAAUUUCCACCGGUCUGGCCGACCUCGACUUGACCAACGAUGGCGAGGUAGAGAUUGGUACUUUAUGCGCUGCCUCUAAGGCGGCCAUGAACGUUAUUGUGGCUAAGUUCAACGCCCAAUACAAGAAGGAUGGUGUGCUUUUGGUGAGUAUUAGCCUGGGUGUGCUAGAGGUGGGCCGCUACGUGGAUUGGACUCCGGAAGAGCUCCAAGCCUUGGCGGGAUUUGUAGGCAAGAUUGUAACUUAUGCGCCUCACUUCAAGGGCCCAGUGACUCCGGAAGAAUCCGUCCGACAAGUCAGGUCAACCUGGGAGAAGGCUAGCAUCGAGGGUGGAUUUGGUGGUGCGUUUGUCUCGCAUCUUGGAAACAAGCAGUGGGUAUAA
This is a messenger RNA of Penicillium expansum, 741 nucleotides long. RefSeq names its product Short-chain dehydrogenase/reductase SDR. The record is from RefSeq and is a predicted model, not a curated record. The transcript is spliced from 4 exons. Bases 1 to 741 code for a protein of 246 amino acids. Gene Ontology annotation, molecular function: oxidoreductase activity, acting on the CH-OH group of donors, NAD or NADP as acceptor. NCBI's taxonomy places the organism in Eukaryota, Fungi, Ascomycota, Eurotiomycetes, Eurotiales, Aspergillaceae.